AGAGAAGAGAACGUGGCGACGUUCCGUGGUUCCGAGUACUUCUGCUACGACCUGUCCCAGAACCCCAUCCAGUCCUCCAGUGAUGAGAUCACGCUCUCCUUCAAGACGUGGCAGAGGAACGGCCUCUUACUCCACACAGGGAAGUCUGCUGACUACGUCAACCUGGCCCUAAAGGACGGGGCGGUGAGCCUGGUCAUCAACCUGGGCUCCGGGGCCUUCGAGGCCAUUGUGGAGCCCGUCAACGGGAAGUUCAACGAUAAUGGCUGGCACGACAUCAAGGUCACACGCAACCUCAGACAGGUAACCAUGCGACUGAGGAGACAGAGGUCCACGACUGGUAUUGAUUAGUCAUAGUAAUAGAUUAAUUGGUUGGUAGUAGUGGCUUGGGUUUAUGUUGUUAGAUUAGUGUUUACCUCUGUUUACAAUUGAUGUAUUAUAAUAUAUGUAUUUGUAUUUUUUUAUAGCACCUUUUCCAAGUGCCCUAAGCACUUUAGAUAGUUGUCAAAUAUGUCGUGUUGAGAAAUAUUAUGAGAGAGACAUUAUGAGUUUGUGUAGUGUUGAAUUAUUAUCAUUAUGGUUAGAUAGCGUUUUCCCCUCUAUUUUAUCCCCUAGCAGUGACUGUCAAUGAAGAAGCACAGACUGCAUAGUGAUUGAUAGCUUAGUGGUGGAGCAGCCGAUACUGUGGCUCUGUACUUCUCUCUUUUCCUUAUCUUAUGAUGAACGUGAAGACUUCCCUAUUUCCUUCAUUUAAACGUAUCUGAUAUUACCUUGCUUUUAUACUCCACUAAGCUGACACUUCUAUCAGGGGCUGUGUCGUAGGGCCGCUAUCUCGUCACCUUCAGAAAGUAGCUGUUUUCCUUUAUACAACUAGAUGUGUAUCCUCUGUAUAGCUACAGAAACUACAAGGCAGGGUUUAAGACAUCCAUUAACUCAGGACAAAUGCAGGGUCUUCGGGUGACAGAUUGUAGUAGCCUUCUGAUGGACAUUUGUUUCAGAUCAGUGGAGCAUCUUAUUCAAAUACUACAAAUGGAUGUUAAAAUGACCUCUGAUAGGCCCUCUAUUGUCACAUUGUCAGCUUAGAUAGUUUAUAGUACUUCUAAUCAUACGGAUGGUGAACACAUCAUAAUACUAGAAUGGAUAUGAACCUUCUUAUGAUGGGAUAAAGGUCAGCCAUUUUGGUCAGAGAGUUGGUCAACCAUGGUUUGGCAGUGCUGUAAUGAGAUAGUGUGUAAAAUAAUGAAUUUGAAGAAUUUAUCUGCAGUGUAUGUUUGCUAGCUAGUCGGACAGUUUUAAAGGAAUGAUUCCCUUAAUUUUUCUAAAUAACUGCCAAUAUGCAAACAUUCCAUUCAAAGUCAAAUCACAGCCAAACACUGGCUCAAAUCAGUUGAUGAUAGGACUUAGACAAGUUGUAAAUGCAACAAGUACUGAUAUUGUAUCAUAUUAUAACACUCACAGCUUUCCAAGAAAACAACAAAUUUAGACAUUUAUGGUCUGUUCACAUAUAUUUUAGAGGCUAUUGAUACAGAAAAUUGGUAUAAAACCCGUAUAAACUGUAUUUAUAAUUAUAUGACAAUAUGUUUGGUUGACAAUAAUUCUAUUAAACAAUUUCUGAUACAUUACAUGCCUUCCUUGUAUUGUCCUGCAUAGGUAAAAUCAGGAUUAUGCCUCUACUGCCAUUCAUUCCAACUAGACCGGUUUGGAUUUCUCCCAGACCAAUAUGGCUGCCAUUUUCACCCUAUUCUGGAACAUUGAGGGUUUAGCCCCUCUAGUAAUUGAACAGGAUCUCUAUGACUAUACUCUGCUACUGCUAUGUACUGUACUAUAACUAUAACUCUAUGACUUUAAUUCUAUUCUAACAUCGUUACUCAACUCAACUUUAAGAAGUAGGGCUUUACACUGGAUAUAUAUAUACUUGUACUAUAAGAGUGAAGGCACAGUGAGAGAAGCGAUAGCAGAUAGCCGUUUGUUUGUGGUGUGGAGAGGGAGUGGCCAGUGGGCAGUGAAAGGCUUUCUUCAGCCAGUACAAUGGAGCCCUGAAUGGAGGUGAAGAGAGGCGGAAAAGUAAGUAAAGACGCUAACAGGUUGUUAAAGGAUGUAGCGCACUAGCUAGCUACCACUGAAGGAACACUGACUCACAGACCAGAGGCUAAGCUAGGCUUCUUUUUUUUUUUUCUCCUUCUCUCUCUCUUCUUCCUCUCUGUCUAUCUUUCUUUCCCUUUCGGUCAGUCUAUCUCCUCUCUUUGGAAAGACAUGCUUUGUUAGACUAACACUUACCUUUCAUGAAAUACUAAGUCAUUUUAUUUACUUACUAACUAACAGUUAUCUAAACAACUAACCAAUGUACUAACUAACUAUCAUCCUACUUCUCCUACGUCAUUGGUUUUUAUUUGGGUUUCUUUCUUCUCCCAUCCCUUUAUUAACAACCGUUUUGUUCACUAUUCUUUUGAUUUCCUUUCUUCCCCCUUUUCCGGAAAGCAAUCAGGCAUUGGACACGCUAUGGUAAACAUACUGCAUUGUCUGGUAGAUAUCAUUCUUAUUGUCUUCUUUGGGGUUUGCCGUGUGUGUCCCCCCCCUACCCCCUCUUCUUUUUCUUUUUAUAAUUUUAAUUUCAUCCUAGACACUUCUUAUCAAAAAAUGAGGAAAUGGGUUUGUAUUACCAACAGCUUUCUUCAGUUCUCAAUAUCCUCCCUUCCCUGGCCUCUCAACCUCUUCCCCACCCUCCUCUUUUUUCAGUCCGGCUUUUACUUGUUUUCAUUUUUUAUUCCUCAUUGCUACGAAGUUUGCAGAGGUUCUUCGAGUCUCAAAAGAACGACCAGAUUCGCUCCCUGACUUUUGAUAUUUUGUCAGGGAUACAUACAAAAAUAGAUGUUUUUCCACCAAAUAAAAAUCUCCAAAUUUUUGGUGAGGACUGUCGCCGCCCAAGAACUGAGAGAAGCUCUGCCACAAUCCAAACAACAAGAGUGAAUCUUCAACCAACCAGCAGCCGCCAAACUCCGGUCCGGGCACUAUAAUGCUAAACAGAAACAAAAUGGCAACCCAGAGACGAAAUGGCGACCCCUUUCUUUACCGGAGCUCUGACAGUUGUUUCCAACACACUCAGUCUGGCACAUGGCAUGCCCACCACCUCUCAUCAAUGCCUUUUCACCUCCUGACCUCUGACAUCGUAUGACCUUUACCCUCUCACCCCCUCACCCUCCUCACCCAUAACCACUAACACUUCACUUUCACAUUCACUCACCUUCCACCUAUCACCCACUAUCACUGUCCUGUCCCCCCACCCCAUCCCUGGGUGUUGUGUUUGUAGCAUGCUGGUGACAGUGGUGUCUGUGUGUUGUGGCUAACAUUACUCCCGCCCCCUCCCGAUCCCCUUGACUUGAUUGGUGGAUGUACCCUGUCUCCCGAUUGGCUUGAUCAUGCUUUGUAUGACAUCAAAUCAUUUAUACCCCUUACAUGUCAAACUUAUUUGUGUUUUUGUUAACUUCUAAAGAAUGAAAACCUUGGUUUCUGCAUUUGUGAAGUUGUGUGAUAAUCCUCCCUAUGUAAUGCAUGUGUGUGUAUAAGGCCGAGUGUGUGUGACUGAGAGCGUGUGCGUUUGUGUGCGUGUGAUUGUUUGUAUAGUUACAAAUUGAACCCUGAAACCUAAGACAAGUACAAGCAAUUUGUCCUUGGCAAUUUGUCCAUUUUACUAACCCUCUCCCAACCUGAACUAUCCAAACCGAAUGAGAAUCCAUUAUCUUACCCCCAUCAAAAGAUAAAGAAAAUAUGAUCCUCUGCUCUGACAUAUUUUCUUUAUCUGUCCUGUGAACCUACCUAUGACUAAAACCAUUAAAUAAUACCUCAAACGCUGUCUUAUCCAAACUAUCAAACUAUUGCUCCAAGGUACAAAAGCUACUAGGUACUAGCUACUAGGUACUAUCUACUACAGUGGCUUCAGAAAGUAUUCACACCCCUUGACUUUUUCCAGCUUUUGUUGUGUUAAAGGCUGAUUUUUUUGUCACUACACACAAUACCCCAUAAUGUCAAAGUGGAAUCAUGUUGCAAGACAUUUUUACUAAUUAAUAAAAAAUGAAAAGCUGAAAUGUCUUGAGUCAAUAAGUAUUCAACCCCUUUGUUAUGGCAAGCCUAAGUAAGUCACAUAAUAAGUUGCAUGGACUCACUCCGUGUGCAAUAAUAGUGUUUAAUCUCUUAAGGAUCUGACCCUUUUGUUUCGCCUAAAAUGACAUACCCAAAUCGAACUGCCUGUAGCUCAGGACCUGAAGCAAGGAUAUGCAUAUCCUUGAUACCAUUUGAAAGGAAACACUUUGAAGUUGGGUUGUGGGUUCGAUAAAAUAAUGUAUGCACUAACUGUAAGUCGCUCUGGAUAAGAGCGUCUGUUAAAUGACUAAAAUGUAAAUGUAAAUGUAAGUUUGUGGAAAUGUGAAAUGAAUGUAGGAGAAUAUAACACAUUAGAUCUGGUAAAAGAUAAUACAAACAAAAAAUAUAUAUACUUUUUUUCCCCCGUCAUCUUUGAAAUGCAAGAGAAAGGCCACAAUAUAAUAUUGCACUUUAGAUUUUGGCCACUAGAUUUACAUUUUAGUCAUUUAGCAGAAGCUCUUAUCCAGAGCGACUUACAGUUUUAGUGAGUUCAUACAUUUUCAUACUGGCCCCCUGUGGGAAUCGAACCCACAACCCUGGCAUUUCAAGUGCCAUGCUCUACCAACUGAGCUAGAGGAGGCCACUGUAGCUCAGUAGAUGGCAGCAGUGUGUGUGCAACGUUUCAGAUUGAUCCAUUGAAGCGUUGCAAUACUGGACUAUUUUGUAUCAAGUCUGCCCAAAUGUGCCGAAUUGGUCAAUUGAUACAUUUUCAAGUACAUAACUAUAGAGAACAUACAAAAAUUAUAUGGUAAUACAAAAUGUAAGUUUACACACUCCCAGGAAUGUCAAACAUGAUGGAUCAUUAGCAUACACAAACUUUCACACAUCUAGAUGGCCGGGCGGGGUGGGUGUGGAGCCAGAGACAGCAAGGGUUCAAACUGUAGAACCCAGUUCCUACAUUUGAAUAAAAAAUGGAUUUUAUUAAACAGAACUAUGCUACAUUUUAUCUCUGGGACCCUCAGGAUGACAAAUCAGAGCAAGAUUACUGAAUGUAAGUUCAUUAUUUAUCUUCAGAGGUGAACGUAUCAAACCAGUUGCCGUGACACGUUUUUUGUUCUUGUGCACUCUCCUCAAACAAUAGCAUGGUAUUUUUUCACUGUAAUAGCUACUGUAAAUUGGACAGUGCAGUUAGAUUAACAAUAAUUGAAGCUUUCUGCCCAUAUAAGACAUGUCUAUGUCCUGGAACGUUUGCUGUUACUUACAACAGUCAUGCUAAUCAUAUUAGCGCACAUUAGCUCAACCAUCCCGUAUACGGGACACCGAUCCCGUAGAGGUUAACAUGAUUUUUAAAUGACUACCUCAUCUCUGUACCUCACACAUAAAAUUAGCUGCAAGGUCCCUCAGUCGAGCAGUGAAUUUCAAACACAAUUUCAACCACAAAGACUGGGGAGGUAUUCCAAUGCCUCACAAAGAAGGGCACCUAUUGGUAGAUGGGUACAAAUAAAAAAAGCGGACACUGAAAAUCCCUUUGAUCAUGGCGAAGUUAUUAAUUACACUUUGGAUGGUGUAUCAAUACACCCAGUCACUACAAAGACACAGGCGUCCUUCCUAACUCAGAUUGCCGGAGAGUUACAGAGUUUAAUGGCUGUGAUAGGAGAAAACUGAGGAUGGAUCAACAACAUUGUAGUUACUCCACAAUACUAACCUAAUUGAGAGAGUGAAAAGAAGGAAACCUGUAAAGAAUAAAAUAUAUUCCAAAAUGUAAAUCCUGCUUGCAACAAGGCACUAAAGUAAUGCUGCAAAAACAUUUGGCAAAGCAAUUAACUUUUGGUCCUGAAUACGAAGUGUUAUGUUUGGGGCAAGUCCAAUACAAGACAUGACUUUGUACUUAGCACUGAGCACAGGCACAAUCCUAAAGGAAAACCAGGUUCAGUCUGCUUUCCACCAGACACUGGGAGACCUUUCAGCAGGACAAUAACCUAAAACACAAGGCCAAAUCUACACUGGAGUUGCUUACCAAGAAGACAGUGAUUGUUCCUGAGAGGCCAAGUUACAGUUUUGACUUAAAUCUACAUGAAAAUCUAUGGCAAGACCUUAACACGGUUGUCUAGAAAUGAUCAACAACCAAUUUGACAGAGCUUGAAGAAUUUUGAAAAAAAUAAUGGGAAAAUGUUGCACAAUCCAGGUGUGGAAAGUGCUUAGAGACUUACCCAGAAAGACUCACAGCUGUAAGGUGCUUCUACAAAGUAUUGACUCAGGGGUGUGAAUACUUAUGUAAUGUAAUAUUUAUGUUUUUCAUUUUCAAUAAAUUUGCAAACAUUUCUCAAAACAUGUUUUCUCUUUUGUCAUUAUGGGGCAUUGUGUGUAAAUGCGUGAGAAAAUAAAUAUAUUUCUUCCAUUUUGAAUUCAGGCUGUAACAAAAACAAUCUGGAAUAAGUCAAGUGGUAUGAAUACUUUCUGAAGCCACUGUAGCUUCUACUACUAGGUACUAGCUACUAUGAACUAGCUACUAGCCCAGGUGAUCUCAGUCAAGAGAUAACUGAAUAAAAUACAUAGUUAUAUUCCAUUAGGUCAGAGCAGACCAAGGGGAGAGCUGUGUGCAUCCUAUACAUAUUGAACAGAGAGUUCCACCUCAGUGCCUAAUGGUUUGGCUUUGGUAUGUGUUACCCUAUAACAGGUGACCAUCUCUGUGGAUGGGAUCCUCACCACGACAGGCUAUACCCAGGAAGACUACACCAUGCUGGGGUCUGACGACUUCUUCUACGUGGGUGGGAGUCCUAGUACGGCUGACCUACCUGGUUCUCCUGUCAGCAACAACUUCAUGGGCUGCCUGAAAGAGGUAGGU
Molecule: messenger RNA, 6919 nt
Organism: Coregonus sp. 'balchen'
Lineage: Eukaryota; Metazoa; Chordata; Actinopteri; Salmoniformes; Salmonidae
Source: the annotation of a GenBank genome assembly